This is a messenger RNA of Fusarium fujikuroi IMI 58289, 2151 nucleotides long. RefSeq lists its product as uncharacterized. NCBI's taxonomy places the organism in Eukaryota, Fungi, Ascomycota, Sordariomycetes, Hypocreales, Nectriaceae. The transcript has 6 exons. The coding region runs from base 1 to 2151 and encodes 716 amino acids. The record is from RefSeq and is a predicted model, not a curated record.
AUGAAGAUGCAUCUACACUUUGUUUUCCUCUUUGCUGUCCGCUUCUCAGUGGCCGCACAUAUCUUCGUUGAUCGGAAAGGACAGGACUAUAAUCCUGGGUCAGCCGGCAAGCCUGUGAAGAGUAUCCGAAAAGCACAAGAGCUUGUCCGUGAACUCAUUCCGUCCGCACAAGAUGACAUCACUGUCCACCUUGGCCCAGGUACUUGGGUAAUUAACGAGCCCAUCAAGUUUAACAGUGAAGACUCCGGUACCAAUGGCUUAACGGUGACAUGGGCUGGUUCAGAUACGGUCAUCUCUGGAGGACACAAGAUUAUCGAUUGGACUGAAGGCAAGAACGGGAUAUGGUCUGCUUCCGUCCCGAAGGGGACGAAAUCCCGUAACCUCUACAUAAACGGAUUGGCUGCACAGUAUGCUCGACGGCGAAUCCGCAAUCGGACAGAUUUUGAGUACACCAAAAUCGGAAUGACCUGGAACAGCUCGGAUUACGACUGGAUUAUGAACACCCCAGGCAUUGAGAAUGGCGAGCUUCGGACGAUAAAUUCAUUUACGGAUCGUGUUGCGCUCAUCGAAAAGGUUAGCAACCGCGUCCUUGUGAUGAAGAAGGAUAUAUGGGCCAAUCAACUCAUCGGUUAUGACCAAAUCGCAGAGCCGUUUUGGGAUGGAGGCGUUUGGAUUCAAAACGUCAAAGCCUUGCUGACUGACGGCGGUCAAUUCUACCUUGACAGAAACGAAUCGACUGUCUAUUACAAGCCAUUGGAAGGCGAAGAUAUGGCCACCGUAUCUGCCUAUCUCGGCAUCCAAGAGGUUCUCAUGGUCGCCGGUGGAACCUAUAAAGAGCCGAUUCACGACUUGCACUUCGAGGGAAUCGCCUUUAAGCACAGCACUUGGCUAAGACCAGACACCUAUGGUUACAUAGAUCAACAGACUGGUGGUUACAUGGGAAAUGAUAGCCUGUGGCCUAAUUUUGAAGCAUCGAGGCCCCAUUGGUGGCAGAUGCCCAGCGCAAUCCAAGUCAGCGCGGCAUACAACAUCACCAUAGAGUCUUGUACUUUUCGAGAACUUGGAGCUGGAGGCAUCGGUGUAGGAAAUGACAAGAAUGCGCACCUGACGGGCGUUGGCCUUGGGGCGAACAACAUCCAUAUUGAUGACAAUUAUUUCACGCAGGUGAUGGGGAAUAGUAUCACCGUGGGAGGUAUACAAGCCGAUGCACACCACCCAUCACAGCCUCAGAUGCUUGUGUCAGACAUUCACGCCUCCAACAACAUAUUCAACAACAAUUCAGUCCUCUGGUCAUCCACCGUCUCCAUUCUCUUUACAUACACGCAAUUCUCUUCCAUAACACACAACGAUGUUUAUAACCAGCCAUAUAGCGGUAUUUGCCAUGGUUAUGGCUGGGGAAGCAAUGAUGAAGGAGGGAGCCCAGAGUACGUCAAGCGAGGCCUUUACAAUUACCAACCACUCUAUGAUACACCCACCGUCAUGAAGAACAAUUUGAUUGAGGGAAAUUUGAUUCAUCAUUUUGGUCAAUCUCAUACUGACUUUGGAGGCGCUGGCAAGCCCUAUAUCCUGGCACAUGAAGCCUCAAGAAACAUUACCUGGUUCAACAAUCUGGGUUUCACUUCAGGAAAGUAUUAUGCGCCAAACGAUUGGAUUCCGGAGCAGCUCACCGGAUGGAACACAGUGAUUGAUAAUUGGGGUAAACUCGGAGUCAAAGACAACGAGGUCCUAGAUGGGUUCCCAAAUCAUUCCGGAAGACGUAACAACACGUUCCUACGAAACUACCUUGCGCCCUACAUAAAUGGAACAAGCCUCAUAGCACAGCGAGCUGCAUAUCGUGCAGGGGUUAUCCCGUCAAAACGCAAGGGAAGGCCUAUCACAAACGAUCCAAAUAUCUCAGAUGCCUACUUGGAUGUCAAAGUCAGCGAUGGACAUGUCGUUGUUAACGUGACUAACUUUGACGAUUGGGACUUCAGAGACGUUGUUUUCCGUAUCUCGGGCCGUGGUAUCACCGGCGGUGUAUACUUUUUCUGGUUCCCCGAAGGGAAACGCCACCGCCUGGGUGAGCUAUGCAAAUCCGAGAACACAAAGGUAUCGCAGAGAGAAGGCGUUUUCUCUAACUAUGUAGCGAGAUACCCAGCCUGGAUUGCAUGA